Molecule: messenger RNA, 3378 nt
Organism: Asterias rubens (European starfish)
Lineage: Eukaryota; Metazoa; Echinodermata; Asteroidea; Forcipulatida; Asteriidae
Product: G-protein coupled receptor GRL101-like
Exons: 15
Coding region: 166-2523 (785 amino acids)
Biological process (GO): G protein-coupled receptor signaling pathway
Cellular component (GO): membrane
Molecular function (GO): G protein-coupled receptor activity; protein binding
Source: RefSeq, a predicted model, not a curated record
ACUUGUCGUCUGGGCGCGAAACGAAAAGCCCGCCUGCCACUUUGCACGAAGGCGCGGCCCAAGCCUCGGCACUUGGAUGCACGACAGCACGGGGCAAUCAAAGCAGGUUGAGGCAGUGAACGUCAUAAGGUCUAAUACGCGAACUUGUACUGUGUACAGUGGGAGAUGGUACAAGAAAUGCUGCCGGUAUUAGUCAUAUUAUUAGCUUUAGCUACAACCGUGGAGAGUGUAUUUUGUACAGCCAAUAACUACCCCUGCUUGGGAUCGGCAAAGCACUGUAUCCCGCCCGGGCUGGUCUGUAACGAUGCCAAAGACUGCCCAUUGGGAGACGACGAGUUUUUCUGUAAGAUACCGGACAACGACUCAUGUUCGUUACCGUUCCCCUGUCCGACUUCUAACACAUGCACCAACUUCACCUCAGUUUGCGACGGGAGCGACGACUGCCCUGGUCGUGGGGACGAGCUUGGAUGUGAUCUACCAUGCCCAGCUCAGUGUAUGUGCGGUGGGUAUAUAGUCUUCUGCGUCAAUGCUCCAUGGAACGCAGCAUCGGCAAGCUGGGUAUCCAGAGAAACUAUCAAUCUGUUGGCAGUGAACCUUCAAGGAGAUAAUUCUACCAGUACUCAUAACAAUUCAGUACAAGAUGUCCUUCAUUUGGAUUUUAGCGAGUUCAAAAAUCUUAAAAUUCUGAGCUUCAUAGAGAAUAGGAUUAGUCGUCUCCAGUCAGAUUCCUUUGUGGGGCUGAAUUAUGUGCACACUUUGAUUGCUUAUGAUAACCAAAUAGCCACAAUCCAGCCACUGACGUUCAAAGACAUGAAACAGCUCCGGGAUUUAUAUCUUUCAGAAAACUUGAUCACGGAUCUACUUGUCGGUGCAUUUUCAGGACUGAAAAACCUGGAGAAACUACAUUUACAGGAGAAUCGAGUGAGUUUAUUACCAGCGGAUGUAUUCGUAGAUCUCAGUUCCCUUCAGCUGUUGAAUCUGAUAAAUAACACCAUUGUAGAAAUCAAGCACGGUGCGUUUCGGGGUCUAAGAAGCCUUCAACAUCUAUUUUUGGGGCAGAACAAGAUUAAAGAGUUGGUGCCAGGUGUAUUUCAGCCGCUCAGACAGUUGCAGACACUCCAUCUUGACGGGAACCGAAUUACCUUUCUGGCGAACCAUUCAUUUAUUGGAUUAUUCAGACUUCAGUACCUAGACAUAUCUGAAAAUCCAUUGACUGUAAUAGGACAAGGUUCUUUCAUUGGACUUUCCAGUAUCCAUGAGUUGUAUAUGGUCACAAUGGAUGUCGAGGUGAUUGACUGGGGUCUGGAUAUGUUCCACGGUCUAGAAUCACUACACUCGUUCACUGCGGAUGAUCACCGUUUUUGCUGCUUACUGAAUACCAGUACUGAGUGUCAAACACCGCCCUCACCGUUCGCUACCUGUGAGGGUCUCUUGCGUCAGAUGGUUCUGCGCAUGUUCAUUUGGAUCCUUGGACUCAGUGCCGUGGUUGGGAAUAUCAUUGUCAUCAUAUGGCGGUUCAGAGAGAGGAAACACGUGUCACAAAAUAAGAUUCAAAUUCUUCUAAUAAUGAAUCUGGCCAUUUCUGAUCUGCUCAUGGGGGUCUACAUGAUUAUGAUCGGCAGCGCGGAUGGCUAUUUCGGGCAGGACUACUUCCUGUACGCAACUGAGUGGCGUUCGUCGGCGAUAUGCAAAACGGCUGGGAUCAUCUCUGUAUUAGCGAGCGUGGCAUCCAUGUUGAUUGUUACCGUGAUCAGCGUGGAUAGGUUUCUAUGCGUAGUGUUCCCCUUCGGUAGCUUUCGGCUUGGGGUAGCCUCCGCUCGUGUCACUGUUGUGGUAGUAUGGGUUGUAUCGGCGUUCUUGAGUCUACUGCCGAACAUCAUCGAGAAGUACGUAAAGGGUUUCUACGGCUUGUCAGACGUCUGUGUUGGUCUGCCAUUGGCCACUAAGUCAGACUAUAAAGCCUCUUGGCACGAGACUGAAGACGUUAUGUACACGUUCAGCUUCGAUGAACUGGGUGAGAAGACCCCAGCAUCCUACUACGCAAUCUUCCUCUUCAUCGUCGUCAGCCUAGUGUGCUUCUUAGUCAUCCUGGCAAGCUACAUCGGCAUUUUCGUCUCCGUGAGACAUUCCUCGAAGGGCGCCACCAGGCAACAGGCACGCGACGAAGAAGUCAAGAUGGCCAUCAAGAUGGCUCUAAUCGUAGGAACCGACUUUGCUUGCUGGAUGCCGAUCAUCAUCAUGGGACUGCUGUCGCAGACUGGAGCUGUGACAAUCCCCGUAGAAACGUACGCAUGGACGAUGGUCUUUGUACUACCAAUAAACUCUUCCAUUAACCCUUAUCUAUACACAAUAUCAACUCUAAUGGCUAGACGACUAAAAGGUUCUAGAAAGGGUAGCUCCCAGAUGAUGGUUCCACUUUCUUCUGCUGGUAAAAACAGUAAUCCUCCUGUCUCUGAUUGUGUAGAGGCUUCGACCAAUGUCCACAGCUGUGAUCAGAAAACACCGAUAAUACAAAAGGCCUGAGGUACAAGUUUACGGAGUGUGACCACUGUGGGUUUUAUUUCGGAGGUGGGAUCAGAUUAACCUUUCGGGAGUAAGACAUAAAAAAAACAAUAUAACCCCAUAUUGCAAAUUUGUUGACAUGAUGGUUGCCAAGCUGUUGAAAGAGUACUUGUGAGGACAAUACAAAAUGUAGGAAAAACUAAGGAAAAGAGGAACUUAUAUUAUAAAAGGAAACCAAGAUUGAAAUUGCUGGUAAAACCACUUGAAUAACUCUUUUGGAGAAGUUAGGCUCUAUGAAAAACAGUUUGUUUCCUUGCUCGUCUUAUUCAAUGGAAGCAAUUUUGUUUCCUGUUUGAGUACUUGUUGAACUUCAAACAAAUGAACUUUAAAAACAUUCCAAGUAGGCCUAAAACGCUUUAACUUUCACAAUUCUGCAACUCGGCUAAAUGUAUUCGUCGUUUAUAAUUUACAGAGUCACUUCAACCAAUUUAUUGUAUAUCUAGUCAUAUAAACUAGUAAUCUCGGCAAUAGCAAUUGCUAGAAGUGAUUUGGUUUGCAGUAUUUAAUAACGUAUGUAGUAGUAGACGUGGUUACACGUGUGCGCAAAUUACAGAGGGGCUCAGUCAAACCCAAUUUCCAAUAAAUAAAGUCCUUAUAAAAGUAGAGGAAUACUACAAGUGUCUAUAACUUAUAUAACUAUAGCUCAAACUAUUUUGUUAUCAUUUUGAGUGCGAUAUCAUCGUUCAAUAACAACCAAUGAAGUCACAUCUCAACGUAUGCUUUUUUCUUGUUUUUCCUGAAUGUUUAUAACUUUUAAUCAAACGGCACUGAGUUUGACCAAUAAACUGAUACAGAACCUGAUCUCUGAAAUGUAAA